AUUAAAAUAGAGGGGACUAUUUAUUAAUAGUAGUAGCCCAUUUUAAAUAGUACUAAGUGGGGUCAUUUCAAACAGAACCCAAAAACGUGAAGAAUGUGACCCUCACUUUCCCAUCUAUAAAUAUGUGCAAAUUGCAGUUAAUGUGUGGUGUUGAGAAUUCAGACAAAAAAUACACAGGUCAUAACUUUUAAAUUUCAAGUUUACAGAUAAGGAGUGAUGAUGAUGUCUAACUCCACCGACGGCUGCAUGAAUAAACGAUGGUCUCUCAUUGGCAUGACUGCUCUUGUUACUGGUGGUUCUAAAGGCCUUGGGCAUGCAAUUGUUGAAGAACUAUGUAGAUUAGGAGCCAAAGUUCAUACAUGCGCUAGAAAUGAGUCUGAACUCAAAGCUUGCAAAGAUAAUUGGGAUAAAAAAGGUUUUCAAGUUAGUUCAUCUAUUUGUGAUGUAUCUUCUCGUGUUGAACGAGAAAAAUUAAUGGAACUCGCCUCCUCUAAGUUCCAAGGAAAGCUUAAUAUCCUGGUGAACAACGUAGGAACCGCCAUCAUAAAGCCCACAGAGAAGGUCACAGCUGAAGAUUAUGCAAUUGUUAUGAGCACCAACCUUGAGUCAACUUACCAUUUAAGCCAACUUGCACAUCCUCUUCUCAAAGCAUCUGGGUUUGGUAGUAUUAUCUUUAUGUCUUCUGUUGCUGGUGUUGUUGCUGUCAAUGUUGGCUCUCUAUAUAGCACUACAAAAGGUGCAAUGAAUCAAUUAGCAAAAAAUUUGGCAUGUGAAUGGGCAAAGGAUAAUAUUAGAAUCAAUUCUGUUGCACCUUGGUUCAUCAAAACCCCUCUUACUGAAAAGGUUCUUAGUGACCCAGAAUAUCUAGAAGCUGUAGAAGAAAGAACUCCACUUGGAAGAACCGGAGAAAUGGAUGAGGUUUCUAGUUUAGUUGCCUUUCUAUGUAUGCCUGCUGCUUCUUACAUUACUGGCCAGACCAUUUGUGUUGAUGGUGGUUUCACUAUUAACGGAUUAAACUAUUGCCAAUAUCGGUAAUAGUAGAAGUUACCCCUCAAGUUUAUAAAAUAAUGUAUAUUUUUUUCUAUCUUCGAUUUGGAACAACAUAAGACAAAAAUCAAUGAGUUAAUAAAUGAAGUUUGUUGGUUUUUGGUUGUUA
Messenger RNA from Amaranthus tricolor (Joseph's coat), 1156 nucleotides. RefSeq names its product tropinone reductase homolog At2g29290-like. The transcript has 5 exons. NCBI's taxonomy places the organism in Eukaryota, Viridiplantae, Streptophyta, Magnoliopsida, Caryophyllales, Amaranthaceae. Bases 217 to 1035 code for a protein of 272 amino acids. The record is from RefSeq and is a predicted model, not a curated record. Gene Ontology annotation, molecular function: oxidoreductase activity.